Molecule: messenger RNA, 405 nt
Organism: Moneuplotes crassus
Lineage: Eukaryota; Ciliophora; Spirotrichea; Euplotida; Euplotidae
Source: the annotation of a GenBank genome assembly
CAAACUAAGCUCUAUGAUCUCAAAUUUACCUAGCUUAUCUCCACCCUCCAUAUCCACCAAAGCACGUCAACUCAAGAAAGCCCUUACCACCCACCUCAACUCCGGCCAUUUCGGCUAUUUCCGACUCCUAAUCUCAUCAACCAACCAAAAAAUCCUCACCCACUACCCCUUCUUCCACCAAGAAAUCCUCUCCAAAACCUACACCUCCCCUCUAUCCCCCCUCAAAACCCUCCAGUCCCUCUAUCCCUCCCUUCUCUCCACCCCAAAAUCCCCUUCAGCCCCCACCUCCCAGAACCCCUUCACUGGCUUAAUCCCUUCCUUCACCCAACCCCAUACAGAAUAUGUUAGAAUAGUCUAAAGAGGUAGGAACUGAGUGAAGAAGUACGGUUCUUAAAUUAUUAUAUU